GUUGGAGCUUCAAUAAGAGUUGAACAGUCAUGGUGCGAAGUCGGGUGAAUGAGGAGCAUUGAAGCAAUAUUUGAGCGCUUAUGAAGCCGCCGGCAGUCGCGUGUUUAUAUCGUACCGUAUAAAGAGGAAAGUUAAAGACAAGCAUUUCGGCCGAAGUCGCUGGUCAUCUUGUUCGUCUUUUUGUCACCUAGAACUGCUGCUGUUCGAUGUCUUCGACGGAGGGGAAGAGCCGUCCAUUGAAUACAGCGGAAGGCUUUAUUCUCGGUGGCAUCGCAGCAUGCGUGGCGGUGACGUUCUCAAACCCUGCUGACGUCGCUAAGACGCGUCUUCAGUUGCAAGGUGAACUUGCGAAGAGUGGUGGUGAAAAGGUGUACAAGAACGUAUUUGACGUGUUCAUCAAGACAUGGCGGCAUGAAGGCUUGAGAGGCGUCCAGAGAGGCCUAGGACCGGCUUAUUGUUACCAAGUAUUGCUAAAUGGAUCCCGUCUGGGCUUUUAUGAGCCUUUCCGACACGCUCUAAAUCGCGCGUUUGGGGUAAAUCCCUCGACCCACGUGCCUGUUACCUCCCUAAUGGCAGGCGCUGCAAGUGGAGCCAUCGGCGCGAUUCUUGGAAACCCGCUUUUUAUGGUCAAGGCACGAAUACAGGCGUUCUCCCCUGCAUUACCCGUGGGCGCACAACAUUAUUACAAACAUUCAUGGGACGCGUUAUCCACAAUCUUCCGGCAGCAAGGAUGGCGUGGCCUCGUGCGUGGUGUUGAUGCUGCUGUAUUACGAACGUCCAUGGGGUCGUCGGUUCAACUGCCGACGUACAACUGGACUAAGAAUCAACUAAUAGAUCAUGGUAUAUCUUCCCCAAACAGCAUCUGGACCUAUCUCGCAAGUAGCUCAGUUUCUGGUGUCUGUGUCCUCAUAAUGAUGCAACCUGCUGAUACCACAUUAACUCGGAUGUAUAACCAACCUACAAGAGUUCUGCCGAACGGCAAACAUGUCGGUGUUUUGUACAAGAAUCCCAUAGAUUGUCUCUGGAAGACAGCCAAAGCUGAAGGAGUCACUGGAUGGUACAAAGGCUCUACCGCUCAUUUUUUGCGUAUCGCCCCUCACACGAUCAUUACGCUGACUGCUAAUGACAUUAUCAUCAACCUGUAUAAGAAACUACGGGAUGGUGACGAUUCUUAAUUUUGGUUUUCUUGGGAAUAUCAUUGUGACCUAGACUAACUGUAUACCAACCUAAUGUUCUGUUAGAUUCAAGUUCCAUUUAAGUGGUACAUGUACAUAAGACUUGGGCUAGACUCAAACUGAGCAUAUACAAUUAGCUUGAGGAACUCCCUCGCGACUGUCUAGAAACUGAAAUU
Molecule: messenger RNA, 1351 nt
Organism: Somion occarium
Lineage: Eukaryota; Fungi; Basidiomycota; Agaricomycetes; Polyporales; Cerrenaceae
Source: the annotation of a GenBank genome assembly